AUGGCGAGACAGAAUCAUAGAGAUGCUAAGCUGUUCCAGAAUGCUCAGAACUCGUUGAUCAAGGGAUCAUAUAGCCGACUACAUCGCCAUGGGCAUGUGAAGCAUUUUAUGUCAACAAAUGAAGUGAGCAAAAAAUCGCAUGCUGGCUUGCUUUCACAGUUUCAUUCCAUAGUAACAGAAUAUGUUAUCAUGCUCUCUGAAAAGAAAAUGGAAAUCGGUGUUGACUCCAUUGAUUUCCUUGGAAUGAAAAUCUCUGACGGUACAUAUCAGCCACAACCCCAUGUUGCCCAAGAAUUGCACAAGUUCCCAGAAAAGCUGACGUCACAAAAGGAAAGCCAACAAUUUCUUGGUCUCGUCAAUUAUAUGGAUGAUUUCUUACGAAAGCUAUCAAGUCAUACAGUGCACAUGUUCCCUAUGCUAAAGAAAGAUUUCCCACCAUGGACUGAUAAACAAACGCUAGCUGUAAAAGCAAUAAAGCAACUAGCUGAUGUGAUGCCGCCUUUAACGAUUCCCACUGCUAUUGACAAACGAAUCUUGCAGACUGUUGCAAGUGAUGAAUAG
Molecule: messenger RNA, 561 nt
Organism: Cynara cardunculus var. scolymus (artichoke)
Lineage: Eukaryota; Viridiplantae; Streptophyta; Magnoliopsida; Asterales; Asteraceae
Exons: 3
Coding region: 1-561 (186 amino acids)
Source: RefSeq, a predicted model, not a curated record